This is a messenger RNA of Miscanthus lutarioriparius, 534 nucleotides long. The record is from the annotation of a GenBank genome assembly. NCBI's taxonomy places the organism in Eukaryota, Viridiplantae, Streptophyta, Magnoliopsida, Poales, Poaceae.
AUGGCGCACCCGAGUGGCGCCUGCACAUCUCGCGGCGGCGGCGGCGGCUUCGUCCUCACAGCGGCCGACGAGAUCCAGUUACGGCAUGUCCUCCCCCUCGCGGAGGCGCACGGCGACGCAGACCCAGAUCCAGUGACGGCUUUGACUGCAACCACCUCACCACCCGCCUGCGCUAGAAGGAGGGCCACGCCGACGUCGUUGAGCUGCGGACGCUGCACGCCGGCGCCGGCAACUACGGAUCCGGCGGCUCCGGCGGGCCUCUCGUGCGACGUCGCCGCGUACGGGAACGGAAGGAGGGAGCAAGUCUGUCGUUCGAGUACAGCUAUAGAGCUACCAACCGCCGCCACUGUACGCCGCACGACCAACCCCAACGACUGCAGAAGCGGCGGCGUGGAUCCGGACCGAACGGUUGAAGGGGGGAACGAAAAAGCAAGAGAAGGCACCGGCGUCUGCGCGCGUGGGUGGGGUGGAGCGGUGGAGUGGGGAGAUCGGGGGUGGGAGAUCCAAAGAAUAUCGGCCGUCGGAUGUGGUUGA